AUGGAUGGGAACUACCUCAAGCCCAUGGUGACUUCAUACAUAGUGAUAUCUCCUGGCCAAACCAUGGACGUUUUGUUGACUGCAAAGCAGCCUUUAGGCCUCUAUUAUAUGGCCACCAGGCAGUAUGAUUCCACAGACCAAGACUACACUGGCUAUGACAGCACGAAUGCUACAGCAAUUUUAGAGUACAGAGGCAACUAUACCCGUCCAUCACACCCAGUCUUCCCUUCUACCCUUCCUUCAUUUCAGGAUGCGGACAAGGCAGAUGAGUUUUGGCAUCGACUAAGAAGCCUAGCGAGUCAUGACCACCCAGUCAAGGUUCCAAACGAGAUCACCACCCGCAUGUUUAUAACAGUUUCCAUGGGCCGUGUUGAUUGUAGGAAUGAUUCUUGCAAUGGUGUCUCUUUAGAAGACUCAGAUCAAAAACUCAAAUCUUCUUUGAGUAACAUAAGUUUCGUGAAUCCAAGCACUGACAUUUUGAGCGCUUACUAUUGGAACUUGAGUGGUGUUUACACGGAUGAUUUUCCUGAUCAACCACCUACUUAUUUCAACUUUACCGGUGACGAUUUGUCCAUAAAUACCACAGUACCAGAUCAAGGAACGAAGAUCAAAGUUUUAAGAUAUAAUGAGAGUGUGGAGAUCAUAUUUCAAGGGACUAAUGUCCUUGACACACCUGAAACUCACCCUAUGCAUAUGCAUGGAUAUAGUUUUUAUGUGGUUGGAUUUGGAUAUGGAAAUUUUGACCCGAAUAUUGAUCCAAAGGGGUACAAUUUGGUUGACCCUCCCCAACUCAACACAUUUGCUGUUCCCAGGAAGGGAUGGGUUACCAUAAGAUUCACAGCCAACAAUCCAGGUGUAUGGUAUUGGCAUUGCCAUUUUGACAGACAUCUUUCUUGGGGAAUGAACACAGUCUUCAUAGUAAAGGAUGGAGGCACCCCUGAAACCAGCAUGAGGAAGCCCCCAGCCUUCAAGUUCCCC
Messenger RNA from Thlaspi arvense, 978 nucleotides. NCBI's taxonomy places the organism in Eukaryota, Viridiplantae, Streptophyta, Magnoliopsida, Brassicales, Brassicaceae. The record is from the annotation of a GenBank genome assembly.